This is a messenger RNA of Ceratitis capitata (Mediterranean fruit fly), 335 nucleotides long. Its product is annotated as rRNA 2'-O-methyltransferase fibrillarin-like. Lineage: Eukaryota; Metazoa; Arthropoda; Insecta; Diptera; Tephritidae. The transcript has 2 exons. Bases 54 to 233 code for a protein of 59 amino acids. The record is from RefSeq and is a predicted model, not a curated record.
AUAAAAGCAAAAGCAUUGGAUUUGGAAAUCAUUGCAACAGCAACAUUUACAACAUGAAGUUCACUCUUUUAUUCGGCUUUGUGCUGGCUUUGAUCGCCUUGGCUUUCGCUAACCCCAACCCGAUGCCCAACCCUGAACCCUUGCCCGGCGGUGGUGGCGGCGGCGGCGGCGGUGGCGGUUUCGAGCAAGAGCUUGGCGGCGGUGGUGGUGGCGGUGGCGGCGGUGGCAAAUAAACUUACCUGCCAGUUCCAAUACAUAUAUACUCGUCGACGAAAUUAUCUCUUCUAGUUUAUGUUUUCUUCAAUAAAAAAUAAUUGUCCCCACAACGGAAAAUA